Hyaloperonospora brassicae is the source of this 1461-nucleotide messenger RNA. The record is from the annotation of a GenBank genome assembly. NCBI's taxonomy places the organism in Eukaryota, Oomycota, Peronosporomycetes, Peronosporales, Peronosporaceae.
AUGGCACUGACGGAAUGCGAGAGCGAUACCGUCGAGUCGGCUCCUCUUCGAUAUGCCAAGACGCCCCAUUUGUGGGCGCUGGGCGUCGGAGCGGUCGUUAGCGGCAACUUUUUCGGCUGGCAGGCGGGACUCGUAGCUGGUUUCAACGGCUUACUCAUUAACUUGUCCUUAGUCACAGUGCUCUACGUCCUGCUGGCGUUCUCGAUUGCUGAGCUCUCGACGACGGUACCAUCGGGUGGCGGUCCCUACGUCUUUGCUUUGCAUGCCAUCGGUCCUCGCGCUGCCUUCUUGGCAGGUCAAGCCGAGAGCCUCAAGGUCGUCAUCACUUGUGCUGUGAUUGUCACGGGCAUUAGCUCGUACAUGAACCAGCUGCUGGACUGGAGCUCCGACUAUGGACCGAUCUGGUGGACGGUGUUCUACGUCCUCUUUGUCUCGCUCAACAUCAUUGGCGUCGAGAUGACGUUUCGCGUGCAAGCGAUCACGACAGUAGUGUCGGUGGUCAUUCUGCUCGUGUUUUACAUUGGGGCAACGACCAAAGUGUCGUAUACCGAGUGGGUCGCCAAUGUUCACUGGGAGUACCCCGGAGGUUGGGACGGACAAGUAAAGGGCUACUCGUUUGCCUUGUGGUUCUUCUUGGGGAUCGAAGAGCUCCCGCUUGCUGUGGAAGUGACGAUCGACCCAGGACGCAAUUUACCAACUGGUCUCCUCACGUCCAUCUUCACACUUGUGCUUCUUGCGGUUGGCACAGUCGUUUUCAAUUCCAUGAUCGACCCCGGCGCUCAGGACAUUUACAGUAGUGCAUCCCCGCUCCUAACAGGGUACCAGAGCGUCUUUGGCAACAACAGCAUCACCUCAGGCUUCUCCUGGAUGCUGCUCGUGGGCCUUAUUGCGAGCUUCCACUCGUUUAUCUUUUGCAUGGGUCAGCUCCUAUUUGCCAUUGCUCGGGACGGGUACUUGCCGCAGAUUCUGACUCGACGACACCCGACGCGAGGUACCAUGUACGUGUCGUUGAUUGCUGGUAGCAGCAUUGGAUUCCUCGUGGUGAUCGUGCUGCACUAUAUCAUCGGAGACGCGCGUCUGGGCUCGGUGAUGAUCAACCUCGCACUCAUAGGUGCCGUGAUUUCCUACAUCUUUCAGCUGACUUCCUUCAUUCAGCUGCGCAUCAACGAACCACGUCGAGUUCGCCCGUACCGCAGCCCUUUUGGUGUCCCUGGUGCUAUCAUAUCGAUGGUCCUGUGUCUUGCUGGAAUGAUCUCGAUCAUCUACAGCGGCACGUCCAGCUACGAGUUUCUAGCAUCCCUCAUCGUUGCGAUCGCGUACUUUUCCAUCGGUGCCAUGUACUUUGUCACUUGCGUACAGCCACGUGCUGUAGCACCGCCUACGCCGAUACAUCACAAUCUGAGCAAUGAGGCGGACAGCAUCGAGUUUCCGUAUCAACGAAGUGGUGUCGGAUACACUUAG